AUGAUAUCUCUAUCCUUUGAGGAGCGAGCCUAUGACCUGUCUGAUCUGCUAGCUUCACAGCGUGAAAGCUUAGUAACGGCCCUUAGCAAUGUCCCAGAAAGCAACCGUGUCUUUCUACUCGACGAGAAGCUCCGCGACCCUCUUUCUCUUAUUGCAGGUGACCUCUUUAAGGAUAACGAGGUCACGUUCUUGUCUACAGCCAUGAAGCCCAAUCCAAAGACAGAUAUAAACCUGGUAAUCGUUUUUGAUGGCGCUAAUGUACUGGAUGCCAUAUCUGGCGCCAAGAUGUUCCUGAAGGCCCGCCCAAGCAUCGCCUUGCACUUCCUAGUGACUCCGGCAUGCGAUCAAUAUGUCGAGCAGCUCAUAUGCGACACGGGCUUAUCCGAUCAGGUACAUACGCUCGAGGCAUUCUCCUACAACUCCGUCUUCCUGGACACCGAUGUCAUAACGCUUAAUCUGCGCUAUGGCUUUAAUCACAUGCUCUACCAGAAAAGCAUGAUUGCAGUGCAGCGCUCAGCCCAGGCCCUUCUUCAGAUUGUUAACACAACCGGCCUUUUCAGAAACAUUUACGCUAGGGGCCUCGAGGGUGUUCGAUGCCUUCGCUCAUUCUUGGCAGAGCUGAAGUCCAGACCUGCUCAAUUACUGGAGGGGGCCCAUAAUCGACAACCGCCUUUUGAACACGUAUUCCUCAUAGAUAGAGGCAUAGAUCUUCUAUCUCUAACCCUUGAUCCAUGGACAUACGAAGCCCUGCUGGCAGAAACCUUUUCUCUUCACAACUCUGCUCUCCAGACUGAUAAGGAUUCUGGCAUAACCUAUCUAAACUCUUUGGACCCCGUUUACAGGAGAUUGCGAGCUACACACAUAUCAAAAAUAAAAGACAAGAUAGAUAAGAUACUGGAGGAGCUCAAGGAGGUGGAACAGGAGAAGGAGCAAGCAAUAGCAGGGCGUGACAAUCUUUCUCUUCAGCAGAUCCGCUUGAUUAGAGAGAAGUCCAUUGUAGCGGAAAGGAAUCAAAAGUUCACUGAAUGCCACGUUGGGUUAGCUAAUAGCAUUUUGAAAUUUAUGAGCUAUGACCUCGGGCAAGCUUUUGUCUUAAAACGUGAUCUCUUUCGGGAAGGUGUUCUUUCCAAGCGGGUGCUAGACCACCUGCUUCUGCGAAUUAUGGAGAACGCGCCACUUGUCGAGAUCGUCCAGUUCUACUUAUUGAUCCUGAUCACCUCACAGCCAAAGCCCAAGGACCUCCAGAUCAUUCGUUCCAACAUAAGCGCCCGCUAUGGGGUUAGUGCCGACUUUCUUUUUGAUACACUUGAUGGGUCUGGAUUGCUGCCUGCUCUCACGUCCAAAUCAUGGUUCAAGGACCUCCGUACUGCCUACACUCUUUGGUAUGAUGAAGACGAGCACUCAGAACGGACCCACGGCGUGUCUGUUACUCACUACCGAGACAUCUCCGAUGUCUUCAAUAGCCGAGCACCUCUUUCUGUGCGGAUGGUUGAGAGAGAACUCAAGGCCAUUUUGUCCUCUGGUUCCGGAGAAAAUGCACUCAAGGGCAUUGCUAGAGGAGGACCCAGUGCUGAUCCUGCCCUAGAAAGCACCUCAGACGCUUCUAACAGUUAUCCAUAUGUCCCCGCGACCCGCGUCUGGGGAAUCAAAAGACCUUUGGAGGCAUGGAGCGGCAGCGUAGGAGAGGAUGUACGUCUCCACAAUGACCUAAUAGGCGAACAGCAGAGCUCCUCAGUGCUCGUGGUCUUUAUUGGCGGGGUGACGUAUGCCGAGUUGGCUGCCCUUUCUAUUCUUGAAGAGCAGCUUGUUAUGCAGUAUGGCCCGAGCGUCGGCAUCCUGACUAUUGGUACAGAUGUAGCAAGUGGUCGUGAAAUCCUGGAAAGCCUCGUUGAAAAGACACAUAAAACUGCUGAUGGCAGAAAGUGA
Giardia duodenalis is the source of this 1926-nucleotide messenger RNA. Its product is annotated as Sec1 family protein. Gene Ontology annotation, biological process: intracellular protein transport; vesicle-mediated transport. Bases 1 to 1926 code for a protein of 641 amino acids. The record is from RefSeq and is a predicted model, not a curated record. Lineage: Eukaryota; Fornicata; Diplomonadida; Hexamitidae. Gene Ontology annotation, cellular component: vacuole; CORVET complex. The transcript has a single exon.